Messenger RNA from Anoplopoma fimbria (sablefish), 4987 nucleotides. It is a transcript of the gene secisbp2l, whose product is annotated as SECIS binding protein 2-like. Gene Ontology annotation, cellular component: ribonucleoprotein complex. The transcript has 18 exons. Gene Ontology annotation, biological process: selenocysteine incorporation. The record is from RefSeq and is a predicted model, not a curated record. The coding region runs from base 193 to 3480 and encodes 1095 amino acids. NCBI's taxonomy places the organism in Eukaryota, Metazoa, Chordata, Actinopteri, Perciformes, Anoplopomatidae. Gene Ontology annotation, molecular function: ribonucleoprotein complex binding; selenocysteine insertion sequence binding; mRNA 3'-UTR binding.
UCCUCUCAGUCAGUCCGCAGAGAGAGCAGCAGCAGCAGUGAGGGGGGGUUGCAGAGAAAGAGAAACUGGGUGUGAGUCCCUCUGAGCCAACAAGAUUAUUCCUUUUGAUUCACAAUGAAGGAAAAUAAAAAGGCCCACAUCCUGACGUCACAUCUCGGUCGAUGACCGUCUGUUGCGGUGUCGGUGACUGUCAUGGACGCUAGUGACAAUAAGGAUGUGAAGCUUUCAGCCGAAGUGGAACCGUUCAUCCCGCAGAAGAAAGGUCUCGAAGGAUCUAUAGUCAGCAUGAGUCUACCCGGAGAGGCAGGCGGAGGUGGUGGAGGUAUAGGAGGAGGAGGCGGUGGUGGAGGGGUGGAAACCACUCCCAUACCCAGCUACCUCAUCACCUGCUACCCUUUCGUCCAGGAGAACCAACCCAACAGGCAACACCCUAUGUAUAAUUCAGGGGAGCUGCGCUGGCAGCAGCCUAACCCCAGCCCUGGUGGUUCAUACCUGGCCUAUCCCAUCCUGUCUUCACCCCAGCCUCCUGUCUCCAAUGACUACGCUUACUACCAGAUUAUGCCUGCUCCAUGCCCUCCUGUGAUGGGCUUCUACCAGCCCUUCCCUGGCCCCUAUGCAGGUCCCGUGCCAGCUGGAGUGGUCAACCCCGUCUCAGCAGAUGUCAGUGAAAGACCACUGACUCUGGGGCCAGCGUAUGGGAUGGCCAGUCAGAGGGGCAGAGGCAUGGUGCGACCUAAUCUUCUCCCAAAGCAACAGUUGGGUGUGUGCCAACCUCCGAGGGGUCGUCGGCCUCCGACCAGGAGUGUAGCCGUUCAGAAGGAGGUGUGCACCUUGGGGGCUGACGGUAGGACCAAGACGGUUAUGCUGGUGGAUGCAGCACAGCAGACCGAUUUCCCAGGUGAGAUAUCGGGGAGAUGCGCUGCGGAGCGGGCCAGUCCUCUGCUGUGGAAGAACAGGACAAAGAGAAGACGGGCGUCCCAUCCAGCCGAAAACUACGAGCAGGGCGCCAGUGAGGCAGACAUAGACAGUGACAGCGGCUACUGUAGCCCCAAACACAACCAGGCCGCGGGGGUAACGCAAAGAACAGCAGAAAAUGCUGCAGCACCCACAGGAGUAGAGGCUGGUGUAAUGACAGCAGGUACCUGGGUAAAUGUAGCCUCUCAGGCUACCCCGAAGUCCUGGGGAGACAGAAACGGCCAGUUUCACAGAGCAGACCAGAGGAAGAAUCCUGAGCAGAGAAACUUCUCACAGGAUUUCCACAGUGGCUAUCCAGGGCGUGUGCCGCAAAACCAGUCCGAACAAAGGCUGCAGCCAGCAGUGAGCACUGGUACUGAGGUCUCCCCAGAGCCCCUCUACUUUGAGGAUGAAGAUGAAUUCCCAGAUCUGGCUACUGGAGCGGCUGCUCAACGCAGCUCCAAACCAGAAUCUUCUUCAGCCCAGACACACGCGCAACCUAAACUUCCCAAAAACCUGCUGGAUAACCUGCCAGAAAACUCUCCUAUCAACAUUGUGCAGACACCCAUCCCCAUUACCACCUCUGUUCCCAAGAGGGCCAAGAGCCAGAGGAAGAAGGCUCUGGCUGCUGCUUUGGCCACUGCACAAGAGUACUCUGAAAUCAGCAUGGAGCAGAAGAAAUUACAGGAAGCGUUCACCAAAGCAGCAGGGAAGAAGAGCAAAACCUCUGUGGAGCUGGACCUGGGAGACAUGCUGGCAGCUUUGGAGAAACACCAGCAGGCUAUGAAGGCCAGACAACUCAACAAUACGAAGCCACUGUCAUUUACAGUUGGAACAACCACUCCGUUCCACGGUUCAGGCUUGGUCAGCCUGCCGUCCAUGUUGAAGGGUCAUCAGCAGCCAUACUCAGUCCCACACAAUUCCCUGGAUUCCAAUGCACCCCGUAUCAAGAGAGGGAAGGAGAGGGAGAUCCCCAAAGUAAAACGGCCCACAGCCCUCAAGAAGAUCAUCUUGAAGGAACGUGAGGGGAAGAAAGGGAAGACGAGUGUUGAACAGGAGUCUUCAGGCCAGGAGGAGCCUGGGGAUGAAAGUUUAAAUUUCACUGAUGAAAUUGCACGAGAGCCUGCCUCCCAAGAAGACAAUGGUCUGAGUAUGCCCAGCGAUGCAUCCCUUUCCCCGGCCAGUCAGAACUCUCCGUAUAGCAUCACCCCGGUGUCCCAGGGUUCUCCUGCCAGCUCUGGCAUCGGGAGUCCCAUGGCCUCGAACGCCAUCACCAAGAUCCACAGCCGUCGUUUCAGAGAGUACUGUAACCAAGUGCUGAGUAAGGAGAUCGACGAGAGCGUGACCAUGCUGUUGCAGGAGCUGGUUCGCUUCCAGGAGCGGGUCUACCAGAAGGAUCCUACCAAGGCCAAAUCCAAACGCCGCCUGGUCAUGGGUCUCAGAGAGGUCACCAAGCACAUGAAGCUGAAUAAGAUUAAAUGUGUCAUCAUAUCUCCCAACUGUGAGAAGAUCCAAGCCAAAGGCGGUUUGGAUGAAGCUUUAUACAAUGUGAUCGCCAUGGCUCGAGAUCAGGAGAUCCCGUUUGUGUUUGCCUUGGGCAGAAAAGCCCUCGGACGCUGCGUCAACAAACUAGUGCCUGUUAGCGUGGUUGGCAUUUUCAACUAUUCUGGAGCUGAGGGUCUCUUCAACCGUCUGGUGUCUCUGACAGAAGAGGCCAGGAAGGCCUACAAGGACAUGGUGUCCGCUCUGGAGCAGGAGCAGGCCGAGGAGGCUCUGAAGAAUGACAAGAAAGUGCCACACCACAUGGGGCACUCCCGCAACCACUCUGCUGCUUCUGCCAUCUCCUUCUGCUCCAUCUUCUCUGAGCCUAUUUCAGAGGUCAAUGAGAAGGAGUACGAGACCAACUGGAGGAGUAUGGUGGAGACUUCAGAUGCCCUGGAGCCUGUUGAGGCCGAGCCGAUCCGCCCUGCUCCUUCCACAGCCACCCAAAAAGACAGUGAGACCCCGGCAAUCACCGUCAACGGCGCUACGCCCGGCCCCACUGCCCCUCAGCUGGCCAGGCCAGCGCCUCCGACACUGACACUGACACAGGGUACCGGGGAGAGAGACGAGGUCCGGGUGGACGACCGGCUGGAGCUGGCCUCCCAGCAGAGCACAGAGACGGGCUCCCUGGACGGGAGCUGCAGGGGCCCGCUGAACUCCUCCAUCACCUCCACCACUUCCACCCUGGUCCCGGGUAUGUUGGAAGAGGCAGAGGAGGAGGAAGAGGAGGAGGAGGACUACACUCCUGAGCCUAUUGCUGUGGAGGUGCCUACCCUCAGCAGCCGCAUUGAAUCCUGGGUGUCAAAGACCCUGGAAAACCUGCAGCUGGGAAAGAGCCAGGAGAGUACGGAAGAAGAGGAGGAGGAAGAGGAUGAGGAGGAGAAAGGUCAGAGUGAAGAGGAGGAGGACCUCGAUUCAGCGGAUAUCACGGAGACGAGGGCCGAGGACAUAGAGCAAGUGGAGGUUAAGAAGGUCACCGGUUGAUGUCUCCUCCUCCCUCUCCUCCUCCUCCUCCCUUUGUUCUCACAUUCACUCAUUCCCUCUGUCCUCUGUCGCUCUCACAUCCUUCGUCAAAGCAACCAGCAGCUUUUCUCCUUCGUCUCCAAACCCUCUGACACCAGACAUAAUCUCAGGUAUCCGACCAACUGACCAACACUCACACGCAUUACAGAGACACUGACCAACGUAACACCCAGCGUCGCAGACCAAACAACAAGUAACGCAGUCCGAGGGACCGUGGUCGACACCAACGCUCACCUUGUGAUUAAACAGAAAGGAUGCCCUCACUUCUUCGGCCCAUAACCUGCUACACUUGAAUUCAGAGGGAACUUGGUGACUUUCCUCCUCCGAGGCUGAACUUGUUUGGAGUCGGGGAUGUUUUCUGAGAGCAAGUGCUAAAAAUGCUGAACUGCUGCCUGUAGUUCAGAGGAGGAAGGUUGGAACCUAUUCAGCUCCCAUCUAACUUCAAACAGAGCUCAGAAGCUCUGCAAGUAUUUGUGUGCGUGUGUGUGUGUGUGUGUGUGUGUGUGUGUGUGUUUACAGGCACAUAGUUUGCAUUACAUUUUUUGCUGUGUUCUUUAGCUUUAUCUUUGUAAAUAAUGUGUUUUUUCCCCCCCGUGCUCCAUGAGGGAAGGAGAAACUUGCAUUUCCUGAUUACAUCUUGGUUGAUAUUUAGCUUUUUCUCACAGAGCAUUACAGUGUCAGGGGGGUUCUGUCUUUCUACCAAAACCACUCCCACCCAUCGGUCUUCAGAGAGUGUUAUUUUAAUGUUCAAAUAAUAAGUGUCUCCAUUCUGUGCUCAGAUGAUUCAGAUGACUUUAACUUCUAAGAAGCGAAACAAGCUUUGUGUAUAUAACCAUGUCUAUGUGGUUCUACUACAGUAUAUAUUGGUUUGUCAUAUUGAUUCUGCCUAGUGUGAAACUAUUUUUGGUUGUUUUUCCUCUGACUGGAAUUGUCUUGAGUUCCCAGAUAUCUGUGCUUCAUAAAAAAACAAAAAUGCUCCUGUUGUUCCCUCUGGUGGUGUUUGUUCUCUGAUGGGGAGGGCGGUCUCAAGCUGUCUCCUUGGUAACGACCUAACAACAUUUUUAGAAGCCCUAACAUUGAGAUCUGAGCAGUUUUGUAAAAUAAGGAGUAAUGUAUGAUAUAAUGAAAUAAUCACGGUAUUGGAAAGUCAUUGUGUUACCAGUCUUCACACUUAAAAUAUGCCACUUAUAUCAUAUUAACCAACAGGACAAGCAGGUGUUUACUGGUUUUCAUAAAGUUUAACAAACCCAAGUCGACCAAAAGUAUCAGAUAUGGAUUAAUCCUUUCAGAGCUCUUCUAGAUUUUACAGACAGGUUUUUUUUUUUGGGGGGGGGGCACCAAGCUUCUACUCUCAAGCCUAAAAUGUGUUGAUUACAGCUGAGAAGCUCCCUCGUCGGGCAGGGUCACCCUGGAAGUAGUCACAAACUUUUGUAAAUACAUGUGUACAAAAGAGAUUUUUUUUUUUUUA